CCGGAAGUAUUUCUGACGUUUCUAAACUUUUUCGUGCCGUCGUGAUCAGAGGCCGUCCGUCUAACAAUCCGGUAACAGCCUGUGGAUUGAAGUAUUCUCUCUGUCCGGUCUCCGUUCAUUUUAACGGGCGAGUGUGUUAUCCGUCGCUGUAAACCCGCUGCUCUUCCUCUCAGCUCCCGUGUUGGAUCUAAAAAUGGCGGCUGUUUCUGCGGACCACGUUUAAUUCCAGCGUUGCCAGUCCUAAUGAGAUGCUGAGAAAGAUCCAGAAUCGAACAAUUUGUUGGUGAACGGAGGAGGGCUCUGGUCAAAACAAAAUAAAAAAAUAAAGGUCUCAGCAGCUUGUUGCCUUGACUCACUCAGUCACAUCUGACCAUGUAAGCAACACAGACAGCAACUAAUCCAAGACUAAGACUGCACCAGGUCCAGAGCCAGUGGGGUACUGGUCAGAAACCAGCAGCAGGGAGACAGGGUGGCUGUGCUGUCACCUUCCAGCUGGAGAGGCAGACUGAUGGAGAGCGACUGUCGGAUCCCAGUCGCUUGCUGUCGACCUCGAGUCCUCCUCCUCCACGCUUUGUUCUGGGGUCUCGUCUCGCUCAGAGUGUUUGGAGCAGCUCUGCUGAGUGAGGAGAAGACAACAGUGAAGCCUGCUGUCGCCCCCUGCUGGCUGCUGGAGAACUUUGUUGUGUUGGAGGAAUGCAAUCUCUGCAACGACUUCAACGCUAAUAUGCAGUCGGCAUGCAGACAGACGGGAUACGUGGAGAGAGUGAACUGCACCAGAACCAGCAGAGAGGAGUAUAAGAGCUGCCGCUCCGCCCUGUUGGAGGAACACCUCUUCUGGAAGUUUGAGGCCGCCAUGUUGGCUCUGAUGGUUGUCUUUGCUGUUCUGGUGGUCAUUCGUCAGCGCUGGCUGGAUCGCCUUGCCUCUGAAAAGGUCCGCCGACAGAUCGAGUCCAUCUAGGAGGUGGAUCUUGUUGGGUUUUUAAAUCCUGUGGCAGUAUUUUAAAAUGUAUCCACUCUGAAAGGUUUUGAUUGAGAUCAAUCAGGACUAAAGAGAAACCUGCAGAGAAACCGGACUGUUGGAUGUUCUCGAUCGAGCUGGUGAGCUCCUCGCUCCGUCUGUGAAGUUUUUCUCUUCACCAGCAACUGUUUCUCUCUUCAAACUGCAGAAAAAACUAAAAGCAGGACGGUGAAAUGUCCCAACUCCUGAUGCAAACAGUAGAAUAUAUUUUAGUGUACAGAGUUUAUAGAGAAUUUAGGGGAGGAGUAGUUCUCGACCUGAGAAUAAAAAACAGAACUUGAACUAAGUGAGGAUCAAACUGAAAAGAAGUGAAACUAAUCCUUCAGAAACAGCAGCGGAAACUUUUUCUCCUGACGUCGUAAACCAGCUGCAUCGCUCUGAUGUCACAGACAGGAACUUCCAGAAAUGGUCUCUGGAAGUAACAUCACAACACUACGAGGCAGCAGCUGUUUCUGAAACAGUUCAGCUUCAUAUCGUGUGGUCUGGACUUUCUUUACAUCACUGUUGGAUGACGUGGCUGUAUUUCACUUCUGACUCCAUAUAGCAGGUUCCUACGCAGCCUGGAAAGGUCUGGAAUUUGAUCUGAGUAUUUUCCUGGUCUAGAUAAGUAGGGAAACAAGAGUAUGGGAACAUGUUUGUAUUCUCAGACCUUAUUGCCUGUCCCAUUGUCUACUUCUUUGGGUUCUUCAUUCCUUUCCUUUGUCCCUCCAUCCUUGUCUUCCUCUCUCAUUCUUUCCUUCCUUCCUGUACCAUUUUUUUCUCAGCUUUCUAUAUUUAAAUCUUGACCACUGUAAAUAUCUGCCAUAAAUUCAUGGUGAACUGUAGAGUUUCAUAGUAACUGGGAAGUCUCGAAAUGUUUAAUUUUGGCAUUAAGGAUGUGUAGGAACGGUGUUGCACAGAAUUUACUGGUUGAAAUGGAUCAGAAUUGGACUCCACCAAUCAUAUCCACCCAUCUUCAUUCUGAUUGGUUGCUGCUUCUAACUAAAGAAACUCCAGAACAUACUGUUUAGAUUUUAUGCUCCUGAGUCACAGCAUUUCUGCCUUGUUCUGAUGUUUUUAUUGUAAAUAAUAAGUUUGUUUCGUUUCUCUGUGAAGUUUCUGACAGAAUAAACUGAAGAGAAACAUAAAA
Molecule: messenger RNA, 2147 nt
Organism: Girardinichthys multiradiatus
Lineage: Eukaryota; Metazoa; Chordata; Actinopteri; Cyprinodontiformes; Goodeidae
Gene: jtb
Product: jumping translocation breakpoint
Exons: 7
Coding region: 509-958 (149 amino acids)
Biological process (GO): mitotic cytokinesis
Cellular component (GO): spindle; membrane; cytoplasm
Source: RefSeq, a predicted model, not a curated record